CGCUCUCUUCCCCGCCUACAUCUCCACCCGCCGUCCUGAUUCGAUUCAAUUGCAUUGCGUUGCACUCUCCCCCCGUCGGAGCUCGCCGGCCAUUGUUCUACCACGCAACACGCACCCAAACAAGCAAAUCUGUCCCUUUUGCACCUGAAGAACCCGAGCGGCCUGUACUGCGUUGCAUGAGGUUUGCCGUUGACCAUCAUCAUCAUGUCUACCGAAAGCUCCCCCAGCGAUGCCGUCCUCAAAGAGAUACUCGACGGGCUCAAGGCUCUCCGUGCGGAGAACUCUGUACUUGCAGCUUCUGUCGAUAAGAUCAAUGGGCGCGUGAACAUGCUGGCCGGCAUCAAGCAAAUCAAGGAUGAAGCUGCAAGUGAAGCUGCCAAUGGCACAUUGACGGCCGAAAAGGCGUCUGAAGCCGACGCGGGCAAGAGCGUAGAAGCCGUCAGCGAGCAGUAUGAACAGCCUCCUUCAAAUGCAGACGCCGAGCCCCGUCGUACCAGUGUCUCGAAGAUCUCAAAGAUCAUCCUGACGUCGUAUCCGGGCCAGGCGGGCGUCGACCCCUUGCCCAUGGAGUGGGGUGCCAAAGACCCUGCUGUCCGUGGUCCCGUGGUUGUGUCUAGACAUCCAAACACGAUCCGAAGGCGCAAUGCGAUUGGCGCCCACGGAGGCUCGUACUCCAUCUACAAUGCCCUUGCCGUGGCAAGCAAGAACCUCGACAUCACCCACAAGCCAGACUUUACCAACACGGAGCCAGCCGCCAAGAUUGGCCCGUUCCCGCAAUGGAGCGACAGGAAGAAGAUUGUGGCUAUGGAUCCAUAUGGUCAUCUUGCACCAUGGCUGUACAAGGAUAUCAUGGACAAGGACGAUGUGGAGAUUAGGCCUACCAUUGCCAUUACGAGAGCCCACAUGAAGGUGCCAGAGCUCGAGGAUAGCGUGAAAAAGGGUCGUCUCGUACCUGAUGGCAAGAUCUGCAUCAACGAGACGGGCGAGAUUGCCGUCACAAAGGUCGCCGUUGAGCCGGUAUGGUAUCUUCCUGGAGUAGCUGAGCGGUUCAACAUUGACGAGGGAACUCUCCGUCGGACACUGUUUGAGGAGACUGGCGGAUCCUACCCUGAGCUCAUCACCCGCCACGACAUCAAGCUCUUCCUGCCCCCGAUUGGCGGUCUGACCGUCUACAUCUUUGGUGACCCAGCAAAGAUGUCUGAUCCCAAUGCUAAGCUUGCUCUGCGCAUCCACGACGAGUGCAACGGCAGCGACGUGUUCGGUUCUGAUAUCUGUACCUGCCGCCCUUAUCUUACGUUUGGUAUUGAAGAAGCGGUCAAAGAGGCCCAGCGAGGUGGAAGCGGUGUCGUUAUCUACUUCCGCAAGGAAGGUCGUGCCCUGGGUGAAGUGACCAAGUACCUCGUGUACAAUGCCAGGAAGCGAGGCGAAGACCGUGCGAGCGAGUACUUCAAGCGCACUGAGAACAUUGCCGGUGUCAAGGACAUGCGGUUCCAGGCUCUUAUGCCCGACAUCCUGCACUGGCUUGGCAUCACCAAGAUUGACAGGAUGCUGAGCAUGUCCAACAUGAAGCACGAUGCCAUUGUCGAGCAGGGCAUUCCUAUCCACGAGCGCAUCCCGAUCCCCGACGACAUGAUUCCUGCUGAUAGUCGUGUCGAGAUUGACGCCAAGAUCCAGGCUGGCUACUUUACAACGGGACAUGUCAUGUCGAUGGAUGAGCUGGCAAAUGUACGAGGUCGCGGCUGGGAAGAUAUCGACAUUGGUAACACAUCAGUUGCCAGUCUUGUGCAGGCAUCCAUCGUUGCAUUGGCAUUUGAUAUUCGUAUUCUCUCUCCCUCCUUCGUUUCUCUUUUUGUCCCGCAGUAG
Molecule: messenger RNA, 1863 nt
Organism: Exserohilum turcica Et28A
Lineage: Eukaryota; Fungi; Ascomycota; Dothideomycetes; Pleosporales; Pleosporaceae
Exons: 5
Coding region: 205-1863 (552 amino acids)
Biological process (GO): riboflavin biosynthetic process
Molecular function (GO): GTP cyclohydrolase II activity
Source: RefSeq, a predicted model, not a curated record